This is a messenger RNA of Drosophila persimilis, 1923 nucleotides long. Its product is annotated as lanC-like protein 3 homolog. The coding region runs from base 361 to 1623 and encodes 420 amino acids. Gene Ontology annotation, biological process: peptide modification; carbohydrate metabolic process. Gene Ontology annotation, cellular component: plasma membrane. The record is from RefSeq and is a predicted model, not a curated record. Lineage: Eukaryota; Metazoa; Arthropoda; Insecta; Diptera; Drosophilidae. The transcript is spliced from 2 exons.
AAAUUGUGUGUAAAUGUUUCAAAUUGAGCUGGCUAGCACUUGACAAAGCUUGCUCUAUAAUUCCAAAUUUUUACCUACUGUGAAAUUAUUGUCAUUGCGUACAAAUCUACACAUCAGUGGAUUGAAAUAUUUUUCCAAAGCUCAACCCCAUAACAAUAUUUCUUGGCAAUAUAAGGCAAUAAAGAAUCAACAAAAUUGAGCAAUUUAAACACUUCGCAGACUAGCCAGACGAUACGCAUUACAGGUAAAACUACCGUUCGUACCUGAAACAGGCACAAUUAAAAAUAUUGCAAAGCAGGACGUUGAACAGAAAAGUCAAUUGACCCUCAGCCGAACGAAGAAAGUGGUUACAAUACGGCCAUGGAGCGCCGAUAUUUAAAGAAUCCGUUCCAAGAUUUCAUUGGCGGCGAGAACACAGCAUUCGCCAGUGAUGAGGAACACAUAAAAAAUCUCAUCUGUACCUACGUGGAUACCAUUUUGGAACAUUGCCACCCCAACAGUGACGACGAGGACGACCGCGGAGACUUGUAUGUGGGCAAUGCCGGCAUCGCCUUCAUGUUCUGGAAGUUGGCCAGCUGCGAGCAGACGCGAGAUCUCUACCCCCCAGCGCUGCAGCAUGCAUCCGCCUUCAUUCGAAACGCCAAGGCGAAUGCCGAGCGCUUCAAGAAACGGUCUGCCGAGCGCUACUCCUUUCUCUGUGGCAAUGCUGGAAUCUAUGCCGUCUCCGCAGCUAUAUCACAGGCAGUCAAGGACACCGAGGAGCUGUCCAACGACUUGGCGAACUUUAAGUCGGGCAUUCCUUCCAGCAAGGAGUUCAUUCACACCAAAAACGGCUGCGAUGAGGUGUUGGUGGGACGAGCCGGCUAUCUCUCCGGCUGCUAUUGGCUGAACGACGUUCUGCCCGAUAAGAAGAUUACCGACGACGACUUAAUCUCCAUUUGCCAGCUGAUUGUGACAAGCGGUCGCGAGUACAGCAAGAUGAACAAUUCCCCCUUGCCGCUGAUGUUUCAAUACCAUGGAACAGAGUACUUGGGAGCUGCCCACGGACUGUGUGCUAUUCUGCAUAUGCUGCUAGACAGUCCCUGGUUUCGCACAGUGCCAAUCUCGGCUCCGGCAGCCGAGUUGCGUGAAAUCAAGCGCUCCAUUGACUACUUUCUCGUGCUGCAGGACGCCGAAGGCAACUUUCCGGUGGCCCUAGAAGACUUGCGGUCGGGAAGGGACAAGCGCCUAGUGCACUGGUGCCACGGCGCUCCGGGAGCUGUUUAUAUGUUAGCCAAGGCCUACUUGAUAUUUAAGGAGGAGAAGUACUUGACGUCCUUGCGCCGCUCGGCCGAUUUGGUCUGGAAAAAGGGAUUCCUUCGCAAAGGUCCGGGCAUCUGUCACGGAGUUGCUGGCAACGGCUAUGUGUUUCUGCUUCUAUUCCGGCUGACCAACGAAAUGAAGUACCUGUACAGGGCGCACAAGUUUAUGGAGCUUCUGACCAACUCUGAGUUCAAACAAAGGGCUCGCAUCCCAGAUAACCCACACAGCCUGUAUGAGGGGGUGGCCGGCACCGUCUGCUUCUUGGUAGAUAUACUAGAACCGGAGCAGGCCUACUUUCCCUUCAUGGAUGUCUUUCACUAAGCUCCCAAUAUCCGAAUACCUCAAGGCCAAGGACCCAGGUCCGCCUAUGCUCAACAAAGGCUUCCAACUCGGGAAGUUUAUCAUUAUUUCUAGUCAUUUUGCCUACUUUUAUAUUUUAGUUCUCGUUGCAAAACGCAAAUGUAAUUGCGUUAACCAAAUCGGGGUGGACUGCCGUUUAGGGGGCUUUCGAUCCACCAGUGAGCGCAGCAAAUGCAGGAAUGUUCUCAGUCAUUCGCAUAUCAAAAUUAUUUUCGCUUUAAGCCAAACAAUUAACAUAAUGCAUACAACUUAUACACACAG